Molecule: messenger RNA, 14994 nt
Organism: Thermochaetoides thermophila DSM 1495
Lineage: Eukaryota; Fungi; Ascomycota; Sordariomycetes; Sordariales; Chaetomiaceae
Exons: 2
Coding region: 1-14994 (4997 amino acids)
Biological process (GO): ribosomal large subunit assembly; rRNA processing
Cellular component (GO): nucleus; preribosome, large subunit precursor
Molecular function (GO): ATP hydrolysis activity; ATP binding
Source: RefSeq, a predicted model, not a curated record
AUGGCCACAAUCGACGUUACCCGGCAGAGGGUGUCUCUGCUCGGCGACGCGGCAGCUCUUCAGUUUCUGCCGCGCGAACUCACGGAUGUGAUCCGUGAUGAUCAGUCAACUCAACUCCUAGAUGCUGUCGCGAACGCAUCUCUUAUUCCCGCCGUUACCGACAGGAUUUUUGCCCAUUUCGAAUCCGUCUUUGCAGAUGUUUGCGCGCGAUGGGUCUUGUCACAUCCCCGACUCGAUGUGAGAGUUCUCGCAUCGUUUGCUCGCAUCCUACCUUUCUCUCCGUCUCUCUCAGUCUUCCUCAUAUCUCAUCUUCAAGGGCCGAGUCAGGGACAACGGCCGGAGCCUACUUCAGGGCAGGCUCAAUCUCAGGGACAGGGGACCGAGAGUGCAGGGAGAAGAGUGUCGCGACUCGGCCCCCUAGAUCUGGCUGCCUUCUCAGAUCAAGAUCUCCCUGUUGUCCUGUUGGCGCUGUGGAGGCUCAACACCUUUGAUAAGCGCACGUUCUCGCCCCUCUCAAGACCGUCUCAAUUGCAGUCCCUUUUCCAGCACCAACUCCCUACCGUGAGAUAUCUCUCCAUUCGAGUUUUUUGUCAGUUCCAUGAUGCCUCAGACCAGAAGGUCGAGGCGCUGGUAUCAAGAUAUAUCCCUAAGGACACCAGUCUCGUUGCGGAUCUGGAUGGCAGGGCAGCCGAUUACGCGUUCUUAACUCUGUAUGAGGACGCCCGGCAUCAAGAAGUCCUCCGCCUUCGAGAUAGUCUUCAACAAGCCCCGUCAUCCAACUCUGUCCCGCCAUCUGUCCCGGUACAGCAUCUCACCCCUCUUGUUGUCAAGUAUGGCAACACAGUCCUGCCGCGCCCUUUGGGCCCUGUAAACACCCCUAGCACGCUCGCUCUCACUCCAACAACCGUGGAAAACCUCGAGAACCUUGCCCGCAUAUUGCAACAACCAGGCCCUAUCCUGUUGCAUGGUCUGUCCGGCGCCGGUAAAACGUCCUUGGUCCAUGAAGUAGCGAGGGAGCUAGGAAAGCAGAAAGAGCUUGUGACGCUGCAUCUCAACGAGCAGACCGAUGCUAAGAUGUUGCUUGGCUUGUAUACGACUGACACCAAGCCCGGCUCCUUCACAUGGCGCCCUGGUGUCUUAACCACCGCUGUUAGAGAAGGACGAUGGGUCCUGAUUGAAGAUCUUGACCGAGCGCCCACUGAAGUCAUGAGCACUCUGUUGCCCCUGAUUGAGCGCAGUGAGCUCCUGAUACCUGGCCGUGGAGAGCGCAUCCAGGCUGCCGCCGGUUUUCGCCUGUUUGCGACUGUCCGCACUUUGCUCGGGAUAAAUGACCGGGAGAAUUUGCCAAACAUGAUUGGGCUACGCCUUUGGCAUUUGAUGCACGUCAAGGCUCUCCCCCGUGAGGAUCUAGUGGAGGUAAUUAACGGGAGGUAUCCUCUGCUACACAAAUACACUUCAGGGAUACUUGCGGUUUUCGAUCAACUCGUUGCUUGCACGAGCGGGUCAACUCGUCUUGCCCUUGGCCGGACGGCUUUGGAUCGACCCAUCGGCACUAGGGACCUCCUGAAAUGGUGCAGUCGAUUGGAUGGUAUUUUGCGCGCUGCUGGAUGUAAAACCGGCGAAGAACCCAUCACUGACACCACACGGGAUCGCAUGUUCCUUGAGGCCGUCGACUGCUUUGCUAGUCACUUGCAUGAGCCUUCAUCUCGAAGUAUCUUGAUCACUGCAAUUGCCAAGGAGAUGCAUCUUUCCUCUGAGAGGGUUCAACAUUACCUCACAAGUUACGUCCCGGAGCUGGAGGAUACCGAGUCCAGGUUGACCAUCGGACGCGCCUCAUUUAUCAAGCAGAAGCGCUCCAGUCGGGCUGCCAAGUCAAGGAGACCCUUUGCCACAACAGUCCAUGCGAAGCGUCUACUUGAGCAGAUCGCCAUCGCUGUUAAGCAACGAGAGCCAGUUCUGCUGGUCGGUGAGACCGGUAUUGGCAAGACGACGGUGGUGCAGCAGCUGGCAGAUUCUCUGGGACACCAGCUUGUGGCCGUCAACCUGUCACAACAAAGUGAGGCCAGCGACCUCUUGGGUGGGUUUAAGCCUGUGAGUCCACAGAGCUUGGCAAUGCCGCUUAAAGAAGAGUUCGAGGAGCUCCUCGAGAAGACCGGCGUCUCUAUGGAGAAGAAUAAGGAAUACCUGGACCGGAUCAACAAGCGGUUCGCCAAGGGCCGCUGGAAGGAGAUCUCAAAGGAAUGGAGGAAAGCCCCUAAGAUGUUUGAAGCGAUCCUGGCCAAGCUUGAGGCUGGCGCAAAGGCUCGGUCUGUGACAGAGAACGGUGAUGGCCAACCGGCCAAGCGUCGCAAGACUGAAUCUUCCAAGCUACAACGCCUGUUGGAUCUCAAACCACGGUGGGAGCAGUUCUCUCAGAGCCUCGAUCAGUUCGACCGGCAGCUCGCUAGUGGCUCGGCUGGCUUCGCCUUCGCCUUUGUUGAAGGCAAGAUUGUCAAGGCCGCCCGCAAUGGUGACUGGGUUCUUCUGGAUGAAAUCAACUUAGCAUCUCCAGACACUCUUGAGAGCAUAUCUGGGCUCUUCCAGCCAAAUCCAUCUCUUCUCCUUUCUGAGACGGGCGAGAUUGAGAGGAUACAGGCACAUCCCAAUUUCCGGGUGUUCGGUGCCAUGAAUCCAGCGACCGAUGUGGGCAAGCGCGACCUCCCGCUCGGCUUGCGGUCUCGCUUCACAGAGAUCUACGUUUCUAGUCCGGAUCGUGACAAGAAGGAUCUUCUUACCAUCAUCAAGACAUAUUUGAAAGGGAAUAACAGCAACAUAGAUCGGCUGGCCGACGAUGUUGCAGACCUAUACCUCGAGAUCAAAAGGCGGGCGGAGGCUAAAACCCUGGUCGACCAGGCGAAUGAAGUGCCUCACUUCAGCUUGCGCACCCUGACCCGCGUCUUGACAUACGCUAAUGAUGUUGCGCCUUUCUAUGGCUUGGAGCGGGCUCUUUACGAGGGUUUUUGUAUGUGCUUCACAACACUGCUGAGUGAAGAAUCAGAGCGUGCGGUCAUGCCCCUGAUCCACCAGCAUUUGCUGAAGCGUCCUGGCAUCCUUACCCAACCUCCCAAGAAACCCGCCGACGGGAAGCGUUAUGUGAUAUUCAGAAACAGGAACAAGGACCACCAAUACUGGCUUCUCCAGGGCAAUGAGGAGCCAAAAGAACGGGAAGACUAUAUCAUCACGCCCUACGUUGAGAGGAAUCUAUUGAACUUGGUCCGCGCAACGUCGACCCGCAGAUACCCGAUUCUGAUCCAGGGUCCAACAUCGGCGGGUAAAACUAGUAUGAUCGAGUACUUGGCCAACUACACUGGAAACAAGUUCGUUCGCAUCAACAACCACGAGCAUACCGAUCUCCAGGAGUAUCUUGGCACCUACGUAUCAGACUCAGAGGGCAAGCUCAAGUUCCAGGAAGGCCUGCUGGUCCAGGCUAUGCGGGAAGGAUCAUGGAUUGUGCUCGAUGAGCUGAAUUUGGCACCUACCGAUGUCUUGGAAGCCCUCAACCGUCUUCUCGACGAUAAUCGCGAGCUUCUGAUCCCCGAGACACAGGAAAUCGUGCGCCCACACGAGAAUUUCUGCCUGUUUGCCACCCAGAAUCCCCCCGGUCUGUAUGGUGGUCGCAAGGUCCUCUCUCGUGCGUUCCGCAAUCGUUUCCUUGAGCUGCAUUUUGACGACAUUCCCGAGAGCGAGCUGGAGACGAUCCUGCAAAAGCGGAGUCGUAACACCUCUCCACCGGAUUGCCGUCGUAUCGUUGCCGUCUACAAGCAGCUCACCCGUCUUCGCCAGGAGAGCCGUGUAUUCGAGCAGAAGAACAGCUUCGCGACUCUCAGAGAUCUUUUCCGAUGGGCUCUGAGAGAGGCCGAUACCCGCCAGGAAAUUGCGGAGCAUGGCUUUAUGCUGCUUGCCGAAAGGGUCCGCAAGCCAGAGGAACGAGAAGAAGUCAAGAAGGUCAUUGAGGAGGUCUUCAAGGUCAAGAUUGACGUGGACCGUCUCUACGACUUUGAGACCGCUCGUGAGUUCAGCAACGUCAAGGCUAGGAAUAGCCAGGGUGUCAUCUGGACCCGGGCGAUGCGCCGCCUGUAUGUCCUGGUCAAGCGCGCCAUCAAAAACAAUGAGCCCGUGCUGCUGGUUGGAGAGACCGGCUGCGGCAAGACCACCGUCUGCCAACUUCUUGCGGAAUUCGAGAAGAAACCUCUGCACAUUGUCAACGCUCACCAGAAUACAGAAACUGGUGACCUCAUCGGCUCUCAAAGACCCGUGAGAAACCGCGGUGCGAUCCUGGAUGCGCUCCAUAGGGAUCUCCAAGAAGCUGCCGCUAUGCUCGGUAAGGAAAACGACUCACUUGAGAGUCUUCAAGAGUGGUACCGUACCCUGGGACCCGAGGAUCUUGCAAAACUUCCCGAAAGCCUGAAGGCCAGGAUCCAAGCUAGUACAACCCGAAGCAGGGCGUUGUUCGAGUGGUGUGAUGGCAGCCUGGUUCAUGCCAUGAAGGAGGGGAGUUAUUUCUUGCUCGACGAGAUUUCGCUUGCCGAUGACUCAGUCCUUGAACGUCUCAACUCUGUGCUCGAGCCUCACCGCAGCCUCCUCCUUGCCGAGAAGGGCAUCACAGACUCCUUCGUCCAAGCCGCUGAGGGCUUCCAGUUUUUCGCCACCAUGAACCCUGGUGGUGACUUUGGCAAGAAGGAGCUCUCUCCGGCUCUCCGGAACCGUUUCACCGAGAUUUGGGUUCCGUCCUUCACUGACGUUGAAGACGUCCACGACAUUGUUGUCUCCAAGCUCGACUCCAGGUUCAAGCAGCAGCGUCCUAGCAAGAAGGGUGCAAAGCCCGUCUCGCGCAUCAUCGUCGAGUUUGCCUCUUGGUUCGGCAAAACAUUCCGGCCGUCGUCUACCACAGCCUUCUCGGUCCGCGACAUCCUUGCGUGGGUCGAAUUUAUGAACAACUGCCGCUUUUCAUCUGUUGAACUCGCUCUGCUGCAUGGUGCCUCUAUGGUCUUUAUCGACACUAUUGGUGCCAAUCCUUCUGCCCUGGUCGCCGUUGACCCGCGCGAAAUGGCCACCCACCGCCAGAUGUGUCUCGACCAGCUCAGUUCGCUGUGCGGGGGCGUCGAUUUUGCCAAGUUAUACUUCCAAGAGCCACAGGUUACCAUCAAUGAGAAGCUGCUCACCAUCGGCGACUUCAGCAUUGACCGGUCCAUGGCCGGUGGAGUUAUCGACCCUGGCCAUGAGUUUACUGUUCCCACCACGAAGAUGAACGCCAUGCGUGUUAUCCGUGCCUUGCAGGGGACCAAACCGAUCCUUCUUGAGGGUAACCCAGGCGUGGGCAAGACCACUCUGAUUACGGCGCUAGCUCGUGCCUGCGGGCGGCCGCUUACGCGCAUCAAUCUGUCGGAUCAGACGGAUCUCAUGGAUCUGUUUGGCACAGAUGUUCCUGUCGAGGGUGCUGAGGCUGGAAAUUUCAAGUGGCAGAAUGCCCCAUUCUUGGAGGCCAUGCAGAAGGGUGAAUGGGUUCUGCUUGAUGAAAUGAAUUUAGCCUCUCAAACCGUUCUUGAGGGUCUCAAUGCCUGUCUUGACCACCGUGGAGAGGUAUAUAUCGCUGAGCUGGAUCAAGUGUUCAAACGGCAUCCAGAUUUCAGGCUUUUCGCCGCCCAAAACCCUCAUCAUCAGGGAGGUGGUCGCAAAGGUCUUCCCAGUUCAUUCGUCAACCGUUUCAUCGUCGUGUAUGCGGAUGUUUUCUCCAAGCAAGACCUUCUUCAGGUCAUGGCUAGGAAGUUCGACCAGAUUGGCACUGAGACUCAACAUCAACUCAUCGAGUUCAUGUCAAGGCUCGAUGACGAGGUCGUUACAAGGAGAUCGUUCGGUGCUUUGGGUGCUCCUUGGGAGUUUAACCUUCGAGACACGCUUCGCUGGGGUGACCUAUUGACUUCCCAGGAUGCUUUGUUGUCUGGUCGUAAGCCAGAUGAUUACCUUGAUAUCAUUAUUCGACAACGCUUCAGGUCGGAAAAGGACAGACAACAGGUUAAUAGGCUGUUUGCUGAAGUGUUUGGUCGUGAGCCGGAGGAUCAUGGCCUGUACCAUGAUAUUAACCCCUAUUAUGGUCAGGUCGGGCUAGCAAGCCUGAAGAGGAACCCGCUGUCUCAGCCGACACCAUUCCCCAGCAUCAAUCCGGUGCCAAGACUUAAGGAGAUCGAAUCACUCAUGAUCGCUGUCCAACAGGACCUCCCAUGUAUUCUUGUUGGUCCUUCUGGCAGCGGCAAGUCGGCUUUGUUAGCAUAUGUUGCGGCCCUUGCUGGCAAAUCUCUCGUUAUCUUCCCUCUUAACGCCGAUGUGGAUGCCAUGGACCUCAUUGGAGGCUUCGAGCAGGCAGACCCUCAUCGUGACCUCCAGGUCAGUCUGUCAAAACUCGAGCAGGCGCUUCGCGACGAGAUUCUCGGCACCCUUCCCAAUCCCGUCUCGGAUGCUGCUGUAGACCUGAUGGCUUCGCUGCACUCCCUGACCGGUGAAGCACACGAAUAUGAGCUUCUCCUUCCUCUGGUUGAGACCUUGAGAGUUAGUCCCUCCAUCUCUGCUGCUCUUGCCAAUCAUCUUGCCGAGGCGGGAGAAGCUCUCAGGAAGCCUUUGACCCUGGAGAACCCCCGGUUUGAGUGGCUUGACGGCGUCAUUGUGCGCGCAGUUGAGACAGGUGCCUGGCUGGUCCUGGACAACGCGAACUUGUGCAGCGCGUCCGUCCUUGACCGGCUUAACUCAUUGCUCGAGAGGCCCAACGGCAUCCUCAGCAUCAAUGAGCACAGCGGUCCUGGUGGAGAACCGAGGAUCAUCAAGCCACACCCAGAAUUCAGGAUAUUCCUGACCGUCGAUCCCCGGUAUGGCGAGCUUUCACGCGCUAUGAGGAACCGUUCGAUCGAGAUUUAUCUGGAGCCUUUACCAACCGCGUCCAUCUCCGUUGCUGGGCGCACGUCAUCUGUUCCUGUCGAGGGAAGCUUGCAGAGGUUCCAUGCUGCUGCUAAGAUCCUAGAGCAACAAGGUUCGGAGGAUAGGCAGCUUGUCUCUCUGGCUUUUGAUGUGUUGUCCCUCAAUGACACCAACCGGCUUAAUGCCUACGCGCAGGCGGCCCGCGAUGGCUUCUCUCAUUCUGCUCCCUCAUUGUUGCGAUCUCCUGCCGCCCUCGAGUAUCUCGGCCAACUUACGGCUUACAUCCACUCUGAAGAUGCCGCUUCUCUGAGACAGGCUAUCGCUAAUCUUUACGCGGCCUCGCCUGAACGGAUGUUGAUGCCGUUGCACCCGCUUAUCAACUCUCCAAUAAUCCAGCUCUUGGAGCACGGCCGUGAAGGCGCGGCAUUUUGGCUUGCCAGCUGCUACGAGUUCUUUCUUGACAUUCUGCGUUCCGAGACGGCCAUGGAAGCGCAGCUUGCCAGAGUCAAUGUCAGCAAGCCAUCGUCUCUUAACCGUCUACAGAGGUCCUGGGUCGCAGACAAGGUUGCCUCGCUGUCAAAGGACUCGACCGUCAAUGCUGUGCGGUUCCUUACGUCAGCACUCCGGGCGGUCAGGGCGUUUGUAUGUGAGACGAGUGAGCCAGGUGGUUCUUGGAAGUUACGCAGCGCGGUAUUGAGACGUCUACUGCUGUUCUGGAAGCGUACGUUCAGGGCACUUAUCGCAUCGUCUUUCGAGGAGGCGCGUUUCCAGGCCCAUCUCACUCAAGGGUUGAAGCUCCUCGCCCAAUGCAUAUCCGCUCUCCAAGGGCAAGACAGUGAUCAAAAGCUUCUCACCAUGCUGGUCGGAUUCUUGGAGCGAGAUUUCGUCGUUGGCUUCAAGCUGUCGACUGGUCUUAGUAUGGAGGUUCUUUGGCACCAGCUACGACCGGAUCCGAUCCCUGAUCUGCAGACGUUGGAGCAGGUUGCUGAGCUGGAACGUCUCGCAGACCGUUUCGAUGCUCUUCGCUGGCUGGUUGACGUUAACAUCUCCACCCUGCGUACUGUUCAAGACUCCAUGGCCCGCGUCUACGCCUUUGUUCGGACUGGCAAAGGAACUGCUGGUGAGCUAGUCAAGGACCUGCAGUCAGAGAUCACAGCCUUGGAGCAAAAGAUCGGCGAGCAUUCGAGUCCACACCAGCCCUUCUUCGCCUCCAGCUUCGAGGGUUUGAGGCAGGCUCUCGUUUUGCAUCAGGUCUCCCAAGAAGCUACCCUACAGCAAGGCUCAUCAGAUGUCGACGUCCUUUCAAACCUCCCAACCGUCACCCUGAUGCGUCUACAGUGCCUGAAGCGGACGCCUCUGCAAGCGGUCGACUACAUCCUCGCCCAGGAUACCAAUGAUGUUCAUCCUUGGGAGGGCACACUGUCCAAGUCGCUACUCCUUCGAUAUGAUGCAGCCUCGUCGGCAAGCCUGCAUGAACUACGUUCCUUGGAAGUGGAGAUGCCCAUCAUGGGUCGGGUAUUGGCUGGCGCCUCUGAGGCUCUUUCUACUGAUCCUUUGAUUAAGGCCGAGAAGCUGUUGCUUAAGCUGCUAGACCAGGUACUGUGUGCUCAUGGCGAAUUAUUCAAGGGCCAGGCUGCUGCGAUCUAUCAUCACAUCCUUAACAAUAAACAUGACGAUAGCCCGCUCUCCCACUCAACCCUUGAAUCAUGGCUUACGCAAAGCAGCUCACUUCAGCUUCCUCAGGAAGUGCCCCAGCAUCUGAGUGUUAUCUUCGAGAAACACUUUGCAAAGGCUUUCCUCGCGCUUGCCGCAUCGGCACGGGGCUUCCAGCCGCGCUCGGCGUCGACUUCGGUCGCUUGGGUGCGCUUCGCUCUCGGCUGUGUGGAACUCUUCGUACCAGAUAAGAUCUUUGACCCGCAUCACCGGGCUCAGACCGAGGCCGAGGAGCACCAAGAGCUGUACGACAGCCUGCAGCAACAGAUUGCUUCUCUCGAAGCUUUCGAGUUCUCCUUUACUGGUCAGCGCACUACCAGCCUGCGCGCCAAGAUCCUGGCUGAGGAAGCUCAGGGCUUGGGUGAGCCACCUACCGUGCAACAAAUCUAUCGUCCUGACGGUAGCGAACUUCGUGGCCUGCAGAGCGAGUUCAACAAUGUGCUGAGCGCUCUGAUCAAUAAUGAUGUUGCCGCAACACAUCUGCGCUCGUUUGUCGCCGAGACAGCAGGCGAUGCUGCUGAAGAAUUGGCACUCGUUGAGCAAAAUGUAGUCUUGCUGAUUGGGCGCCUGUCCACACGGUUCGGUGCCUACCAGGACAUGACGAUGCCUUUGGUGAGCUUCUUGCGCUGCUUGAGGUUCGGCUUGUCUCUUGGCCGCGGACUUGGAACCAAGCCCCAGCAGUCUGAAGAGGGCGAUUACGGCGCUUUAGUUGGUGUUACUCCUUUCCUAGGCGGCAAUGUAUGGAAGGCCCAAACUGCUGGGGAGACGAUGCCAGUCCGCACACUCGAGUUCCUGGCACUCGUGCAAACCAUUGCAGCUGUCGAAGGACGCGAUAAGCUUCCUGUUUCCUUGCGUCGCAUGCUGCACGAGUCGCUGGCCGCGUUUCACGAGGAAUGGUCGAAGAAGCUCGAGGCCGAUCGGAAGGCCGAACAGGCCAAGACUAGUUUGUACAGGUUUAAGGGCAGCUUUGAGGACCAGGAAGAGUUCGACCAGGAAGAGUUUGACCAGCUUUUCCCGGAUUAUACGCCGGAUGAAGAUGGCGUGACCAGACCCAAGAAGAAACCCCGGCACGGUAGUCGCGAGCUCUCAGUGUUGUUGGCUGAAGCGCACGAAAAGAUCUUCCUGCAGUUGCAGGAGCCUCAGCAAAGUAUGCGAGAGCUGGUCGCGAAGGUCGCUCGUCGGUUUAUCCGGGAGAAGCGUGACUUGGCCAUUGCGGAGCCGGAGUUAGAUCGCGUGCUCCUCCCAGCUGCCUUCCUGGUCUUCGACGAGCAAGUCAAGGCCUUCAAUUCUGAGGCUAACCAGCCUGGUGAGUCAUCAACAUACAACUUCUACACCGAUCCGAACCUUGCCGAAGUCCGCAAGGUGUUGAGCCUCGUCAGCGCCAUCAAGAUGCGCUUCCUCGAGCUGCAGGGCAUCGACGAGAUUGGCCAUCACCAGACCCUCGCCGAUGUUGUCCAAGCAUGUGACAAGAUUCUUCUGGACAUGGCCAUCGACGACCCCCUGGCACGCGUCAUCACCGCUAUUGAGCGUUUGUAUGCUCAUGUCUACGAGUGGCACGAAGGUGGCUGGGCCACGAGGGAGCACAAGGCGAUUCCUCUGUACGAGAAGCUCCGCGAUAUUAUCUGCCACUGGCGACGUCUCGAGUUGUCGAGCUGGUCACGUUUGCUCGAUGACGAGAUAAAGAAGCACUACGAAGACGCCAAGUCAUGGUGGUUCAUCGCUUACGGUGCCGUCAUUUUGAAGCCGUGCGCCAUCCUACAGCAGGGUCUGGACCUUAAAGAGCAUACUGUUGAGCUCUUGGGUAUCCUAGAAUCCUACUUCACGGGUGCCACCGUCGGUCAGUUUGCUGCGCGGCUGUGCCUUCUGCAACAGCUCAAGAACCAGCUCGAUCUUCUUGUUGUGGAUGAGCCUGCUCUAACCGUCGUUCGUGAUGCCGUUGCCAACUUCAUCGUUUACUACGGCCGGUAUCAAAACAAGGUUCGCGGGUUUAUCAGCGCCGGUCGAGAGCCAUUGGAUAGGAGCAUGAAGGACGUAUUAUUAAUGUCCAAAUGGCGUGACAAGAACAUCGAGGCUCUCAGGGACAGUGCGCGGAAGUCUCACGCGAAGCUGUUUAAGAUUGUGCGAAAGUUCCGUGCCGUGUUGGAGCAACCUAUCAAGUGCAUUACCGAUCAGGGGCUUCCGGAAGAAGACUACUCUAGCGUUAGUACCGAAGGAUCGGGUGUGAAGAUGACGAUGGCUGCAAUCCCUGGCGACCAGAAAGCCAUCUCAGUCUGUCAACAGACUCUCCCUGGCAUCCAGAGCCAUCCGCACUGGACCCGGAUAUCCAACCUGCCUGUCGUCCUAAAGGCCAUCGCUAAGUAUGGUACUGUUCCUGCUGUUGCCAUCAAUGCCGCUGAGACCCUGGACACUUACGUCUCCGACCUGGUCUCAUCUAUCGCCUCACUGAGAAAGGAAACCCCAAGCGAGUUGACAGAUGAGAACAAGGAGCUUGUCCGUCAUCUCAAGACUCGCAAGGUUACUCUCUACAGCGACACUCUUAAGACUCUCCGUGCGAUGGGUUUCAGCCGCAACUUGGGCACCAACGUUCUUGCGAAACAAGGUUCAACUGCUGUGGUUCUCGUUGACUCUGGGCUGGUGUCGCAGCCAGGCUGCGCUGCGCUCGACGCUACCGAGUACUACUACCACAAGAUGCUCGACCUGGCCCCACGGUUCCGUCACGCAUCACUGGAGCACUCUGAUGACCUCAACCGCGAAGUCGUGAACCGCAGCAUUGGAUACCUCGAGGGCGUUCUACACGUCAUGUUCCGCCAACGGCAAUUCUUGGCGCGUGCGUCUCAAGCAGAGCGCAACCUCCACGCUGUUGUUGACUUCGUCAAGGAACUGUCGACCGCUGGUGCCGGGCUGUUCAAGGCUGAAAAGCGCCCAACGAACCACGCGCAGGUAGUCCGCUGGCUUGUGCAGAUCCUCAGGUUGGGCAUUUACCUUGUGGACGUUCAUUCCAAGCAUGGCGGCAUCGACAAUAGCGAUGUACGCAAGAGACUCGAUGGGUGGGCUGAGACGUUCGCGAAAUUGGAUGCUGCGCAGGAUAAUCUGCCGCGACUCCCUGAUGGGUUUGGUUCAGUUCCCGGCGAUGAGCUUCGCAAAGAUGUUGAGAAAGAGCUAGAGGUCCUUCGAAAUGGCUUAGAUAACAUUGCGCGCAACCGGCCCGACCUGGCCUUCGUCAUGCAGCAGAUUCAGCUCUGGACCAGCAUCCAGACGACGGAAGUUAUUGAUGGCAUCCAUGAGAGCGAGAGUAUCGACAACUUUGCCGCUGCAGCACUAACGCUCUCCAGCAAGGUCCUAGUUGCGUUGCAGAAUUUCCGCAAGGCCGCCAAAAGUCUCCCAACUACAACUGAAGACGCCGGUUGGCUCAUCCAAUACAGCGACAGCCUGCAGCAGUCCAUCGACGCUCUUCGCAUGACUAGGAUUACUCAGGAAGUCGAAUCGCUCUUCGGCCGCCUGAGGGCUCUCACCACGGAUCAAGACACAGCAACAGCCCUCCUGCGUCUUGUCUAUCCAAUUCUCUCUCAGUACCUGUCAGUUUGCUCACACAAUCUUUCUCGGUUUGUCGACCUUCAUAGGACGACUUGCCGCCUGGGCUACCAGCUGGCAGCCUCUUUCGUGCAAAUUGCCAGCCAGGGCUUCUGUACGCCACAAGAGAAGAGCAACGAGGAAUCCGGAGAAACCGGCCAAGUGGAGAGCGGCACUGGCUUGGGCGAGGGCGAGGGUGCCGAGGAUAUCAGCAAGGACAUCAAGCCAGAUGAGGACCUUUCAGAACUGGCACAAGACCCGAACAACAAUCUUCAGGGAGACAUUGAACACAACGAGGAUGCCGUCGACAUGGGUGAGGAUGAGCUUGAGGGCGAACUUGGCAGCGUGUCUGGCGAAGAUGAGGACGAGAAGGAUGGCAAGGAUAAGGAUGGUGAGGAAGAGGAGGAGAUGGAUGAGCAGGCUGGUGAUGUGGACGAUCUGGACCCCACUACCGUUGAUGAGAAGAUGUGGGAUGGCACUGAUGAGGACGAGGCCGAGAAGGAUCAGAUCGGUGAUAAGGAGAAGGGUAAGAAGGAUGAUGAUCAGAGUGCAGCUGUGGAGAAGGACAAGAAGGACCAGCAGAAGGGAGAUGAACAGCAAGAUGAUGAGGGAAAUGCUCCUCCCGACGAGGCUGGAGAUGAAGAUGCUGAAGCUGAGCCUGGCCAGGAGAUGGAGGGCAUGCGGGAAGAGCCGAUUCACCAGGAUCCAACUGCGCAAGAGACGGAUACUCUCCAGCUUCCAGAGGAUAUGGAUAUCGAGAUCGAUGAUGAGGGUGACAGUGAUGAAGAUGAUCUGGACGACCUGUCGGAUAUUGAAAAGGCUGAAGAUCAGGAGGAACCAAAGGUAUCUGAAGAGGUUCCGCGCGGUGAUGAGGAAGAGGGAGAAGAAGACAAACGCGAAGAGGAGCACCAGAAGGACGAGAACAUUGCUGAAGAAGAGGCUGAGGAGGAAGAGGAGAUUGAUGCAGCCGGUGAUAGAGAGGAAGAAAUGGAGGUGGAUGAGAAGGAACAAGAGCAAGGAAAAGAGGAAGAUGGUGAGAAUGAGGAGAACGAAAGAAACGAUGAGAAGAAGCAGCCACUUCCUGAUGAUGGAACCAGUAUAGACCAGGAAAAUGCCGCUCCCAGUGAGGUCAAGAAUGGUGGCGGUCAGGCUCAGGAAGAAGAUGCCGACAUGCAGGAUGAGGACAGUGAAAACAAGACUGGCCAGAGGGAACAAGGUGCUUUGGGCAAACAGGCGGCUGAGGAGGAUAAGGCUCCAGGUGGUCAAGGUGUGCUCUCCCAGCUGGAUCAAGACCAAGGCCAGGCCGACAAGCCCGAGGACGACAGGCGAUCGCAAGACGCACAACCCUUCAAGAAACUUGGUGAUGCGUUGGAGCGCUGGUACCGCAAUCAGCGGGACAUUCAAGCCGCUUCGGAGGACCAAGAUCAAAAGAAGAGCGAGAACUCAUCCGAGGACCUGGCUAAGGCCGAGUUCCAGCAUCUCCAGGAUGAGAACGCAGAGGCAGACACCCAGGCCUUGGGGACGGCAACAAAUGAGGAGGCUAAGCCGAUGGACGAUGUCAUGGCCAUCGACAACGAGAUGGAGCAGACUGGCGACCAAAUCAUGCCAGAGGAUGAUGAGGAGGAGGAGCAAGGUGAUGUGGAGAUGGAGGACGUUGACUCUGCUGGGCAGCAGGAUGCUGCCAAGAACGACCGUGAAGAUGGGCGAUCUGGCGUUGCUACGCGCAAGGGAGCUUAUGAGACGGAUGACAAGGACGAUCUCCCGCAGACCAAGGCUACAUCUGAGGAAGAUCUUGAAGAUGAGCAGAUCAAAGAAGCAUCCUCGCAGCUUUUGGCCACCCACAUCUCUGACGAGCAGUUAAAGCGGCCACUCCGUGACUACGGCGAGGCACUUGAAAUGUGGUCGACCUUCCAAACCAAAACCCAGGCGCUCUCACAAUCUCUCUCAUCUCAGCUCCGCCUCAUUCUCACGCCCACCCAGUCAACCAAGCUCUCUGGCGCCUUCCGCACAGGCAAGCGGCUAAACAUCAAGAAAAUCAUCCCGUACAUCGCGUCCAGCUACAAGCGCGAUAAGAUCUGGAUGCGCCGCGCCAUCCCAUCUAAGCGUGCCUAUCAGAUUCUUCUUUGCGUAGACGACAGCUCGUCCAUGUCAGACGACAACCGCUCGACAGCCGGCAACUUGGCUCUCGAGUCUCUGGUCAUGGUCGCCCGUGCACUCACAGUCCUCGAGGCUGGCCAAAUCGGCGUCAUGGGCUUCGGCACCGACGUCUUUGUUGCACACGCCCUGACUGAUCCUCCCUUUACCUCUCAAGACGCUGGUGCCCGCGUCCUGCAGCAGUUCACCUUCCGCCAAGACAGUACCGACAUGGUUCUCCUGCUACGCCGGACAAUCGAUCACUUCCGUGAAGCGCGUCUAAUUCAGGCAUCAUCGUCGCGUGGAGGUGAAGAUCUCUGGCAGCUGGCUCUUAUCCUGUCUGAUGGUCUUGUUCAGAGCCGCGACCACGCACGACUCCGGCCUCUGCUGCGCGAGGCGAUGGAGCAGCGUGUCAUGGUGGUCUUCAUCGUCAUGGACGAUGCACGCAGCCGUAAGGGACAUAGUGUGCUCGAGCUCAAAGAGGCGCGGUUCGGCCCGGACGGCGUCCCUGUCAUUCAUCGGUACUUGGACUCAUUCCCGUUCCCAUAUUACUUAAUUGUCCAUCAUCUGGAGGAUUUGCCUGGCGCGUUGGCGGCAUUGUUGAGGACUUGGUUUGCGGAAGUUAACUCUUGA